Chrysochloris asiatica (Cape golden mole) is the source of this 1374-nucleotide messenger RNA. It is a transcript of the gene CIRSR, whose product is annotated as corepressor interacting with RBPJ, 1. NCBI's taxonomy places the organism in Eukaryota, Metazoa, Chordata, Mammalia, Afrosoricida, Chrysochloridae. Gene Ontology annotation, biological process: negative regulation of DNA-templated transcription. The record is from RefSeq and is a predicted model, not a curated record. Gene Ontology annotation, molecular function: transcription corepressor activity. Gene Ontology annotation, cellular component: nucleus.
AUGGGGAAAUCCUUUGCCAACUUCAUGUGCAAGAAGGACUUUCAUCCUGCUUCCAAAUCCAAUAUAAAAAAAGUAUGGAUGGCAGAACAGAAAAUAUCAUAUGAUAAGAAGAAACAAGAAGAAUUAAUGCAACAGUAUCUUAAAGAACAAGAAUCAUAUGAUAAUAGAUUGCUUAUGGGAGAUGAACGUGUAAAGAAUGGCCUUAAUUUCAUGUAUGAGGCCCCACCAGGAGCUAAAAAAGAAAAUAAAGAGAAAGAAGAAAUAGAAGGAGAGACUGAAUACAAAUUUGAAUGGCAGAAAGGAGCCCCACGAGAAAAGUAUGCCAAAGAUGACAUGAACAUCAGAGAUCAGCCCUUUGGUAUCCAGGUUCGAAAUGUGAGAUGCAUUAAAUGUCACAAAUGGGCCAUGUCAAUACAGAUAGAGAAUGUCCUUUGUUUGGUCUUUCUGGUCAAUGCAAGUUCAGUUCCUACUGAUGGCUCAGGGCCAUCGAUGCACCCCUCGGAGCUAAUAGCGGAGAUGAGAAAGUGGGUUUGCACUGAAACGGAAUGUACUGGGGAGAAACUUGACCGCAAAUGAUCCAUCACAGGUAAUGAUCUUUUUAUCAGUAAGCUGAAAAUUGAAGGUGAAGAAGAUCCAGAAGUGGAAUUUUUAAAGUCAUUAACAACCAAACAAAAACAGAAACUUCUCAGGAAAUUGGACCGACUUGAAAAGAAAAAGAAGAAAAGGAAAAAAGAUAGAAAAAAUAAAAAGCCUCAGAAGAGCAGAAGUAAACAUAAAAAACAUAAAAACAAAUCCUCCUUUCUUCCUCCUCCUCAUCCUCCUCUUCCUCCUCCAGUGAGACAUCAGAAAGCAGCAGUGAGAGUGAAAGUGACAAUAAAGAAAAAAAUACAAAAGAAGAAAAGGAAGAAAAAUAAAAGUUCAGGGUAUAACAGCAGUGAUUUUGAAGAGAAAGACAAGUCUAAGAAGAGAAAACUUUAUGAGGAACUUUCUAGCAGUCACAGUAACAAGGAGAAAGUCAGGGACAAGCCUAGGUUUUUAAAGCAAGAGAGUUCUAGGAAGAAUUAUAAAUGGAGCCAUUCUGAUUAUGACAAAAAGUCCAACAUCCAUCAUGAUAGCCCAAAGAAGAGAGGAUCGGAAAGAAACAGGAGGAGUAGCAGAAGCCACAGCAGAGACGAGAGGAGUAGGAGAAGCCAAACAGAAGUCACGGUAGCUACAAACAGAGGGAGGGUAGAAAACUGACACAGCGAAGCCCCAGCGAAAGAGCAAGUUAGAAGAAAUGACAGCAGAUGUUGUGGCACAGAUAAAAACAGAGGAGAGAAAAUGCAGAGACAGAACUCUGGAGAGAAGCAAACUAAAGUGACACAAAGAGAAUGA